Molecule: messenger RNA, 1065 nt
Organism: Ixodes scapularis (black-legged tick)
Lineage: Eukaryota; Metazoa; Arthropoda; Arachnida; Ixodida; Ixodidae
Exons: 1
Molecular function (GO): nucleic acid binding; zinc ion binding
Source: RefSeq, a predicted model, not a curated record
ACAGGAGAAGCCAUGAAAUGCAGCCUUGUGCUGCACGCUGAUACCCGGGGGCGGCCGUACCUUGCUGAAGACUUCGUAGGGCCUCUGAACCAGGUGGGAGUUCGGGAAGACGUAGCAGGACUUGGCGCAUUUCAAAUGGGGCACGUCUGGCUGCUCAAGCUGCACACCGCCUUCGCCAAAGUGAAGCUUCUGCGAGAGGGGACCAUGCUGGUGAAGGGGCGACCAUGCCUGGUCUUUGAUCCAGAAAAACGAGAGCUGAAGGUAAAAGUCCACUGGGUGGCAUUCGACGUAACUGCAGACGCCCUUCGACGGGCCUUCGAGACAUACGGGGAGGUCAAGGGUGUCACCCGAGAGAAGUGGAGAAUCGAGGGCCUGGCAGACGUGGAUUCCACUACCGUCAUCGUCCGCAUGGUGCUCCGCGAAGGCGUAACACCGGAGUCCCUGCCGCAUCAGCUCCGCCUCUACGGAGGCCCGCUCCUGGUUGUCGUCCCCGGACGGGCGCCGGUGUGCCUCCGCUGUCGACGCACGGGACAUAUACGGCGCGACUGCAGAGUGCCGAGGUGCGAGGAGUGUCGAGCCUUCGGGCAUGAGGCCUCGGAUUGCGUACGGUCGUACGCUCGAGCUGCUGCCAGCAAGACCACCGACAGCCAGGACAGAAACCUCGUAAUGGACGAGGAGGAGGCCGAGUCGGCGGCGACUCCAACCGCGAAGAUUUCUUCGCAAGACCGUCAAGAGUCCGGUGAGCAGGAACCCGAGCUGUCGGCGAUGCCAAAAGGCCAGGUCUCCACCGUAACGUUGACGGCAGGAGGCACUGUCGGUGAUAAUCAGCCUAACGCGAAGAAGACCAGUGAGACGACACCGGCAGCUAAGGACGACACUGACGCACUGGACGCCGGAGAUGGUACAGCAAUGGACUUCGCGACCGAGGCGAUCAAGCGGCGGCUCAGCGACCCGGAGCAGGGAACCGACCAGACGCUCCAGCAGACUGAGGGACCCUGGUUCGUAGUGACGAGCAAGAGGGGACGACGCGCUGGCCGCAGCCGUUCUUCGUCUCUUCUCAGGUAG